Epinephelus moara (kelp grouper) is the source of this 1442-nucleotide messenger RNA. It is a transcript of the gene mtap, whose product is annotated as methylthioadenosine phosphorylase. Gene Ontology annotation, cellular component: cytosol. The transcript is spliced from 8 exons. Gene Ontology annotation, biological process: nucleoside metabolic process. The record is from RefSeq and is a predicted model, not a curated record. The coding region runs from base 121 to 978 and encodes 285 amino acids. Gene Ontology annotation, molecular function: S-methyl-5-thioadenosine phosphorylase activity. Lineage: Eukaryota; Metazoa; Chordata; Actinopteri; Perciformes; Serranidae.
CAAACAGGAAGGGACUGUAGUCCGUUGAACUGACGGAUGUUAACGGUUGUGUGGCUAUAAAAGGUCUUCCUCCAAACUUCUUCACAAAUCUUCACUUUUACAGUCAAGAACAGAGUCGACAUGGCUUCCACAGCUCCCAUUAAGAUUGGAAUUAUUGGUGGUUCAGGACUUGAUGAUCCAGAUAUCUUGGAGGGAAGGACCGAGCGCUAUGUCGACACACCGUACGGAAAGCCAUCUGAUGCUCUGAUCCUGGGGAAGAUUAAGAACGUGGAGUGUGUGCUUCUUGCAAGGCAUGGGAGACAACACACUAUUAUGCCGUCCAAUGUGAACUACCAGGCCAACAUCUGGGCACUGAAAGAAGAGGGCUGCACACAUCUGUUGGUCACUACGGCCUGUGGCUCACUGCGGGAGGAGAUUCAGCCAGGAGACAUUGUCAUCAUCGAUCAGUUCAUUGACAGGACUACCAAGAGAGCUCAGACGCUGUAUGAUGGGCAGCCCACCAGCCCCCCAGGAGUGUGUCACAUCCCCAUGGCUGAGCCUUUCUGCAACAGAACCAGAGAGGUUCUGGUGGAGGUGGCGCGGAGCCUUGGGGUCAAGUGCCAUGUGCGAGGGACCAUGUUGAGCAUCGAGGGCCCCCGCUUCUCCUCGCGGGCCGAGAGCCUGAUGUUCCGCCAGUGGGGCGCUGACGUCAUCAACAUGACCACUGUGCCAGAGGUGGUCCUCGCCAAGGAGGCCGGCUUGUGCUAUGCCAGCAUCGCCAUGGCAACAGACUACGACUGUUGGAAGGAGCAUGAGGAGGCGGUCUGUGUUGACAACGUGCUGAAGACGAUGAAGGAGAACGCCAACAAAGCCAGCAGUAUCCUGCUGACUGCGAUACCUCAGAUUAGUCAGAUGGACUGGGCUCAGACAAUAAAGGCCUUGAAAUCGAUGGCACAAUCCUCAGUCAUGUUACCAAAACACGAAGCGUGCAGAAAAUAAUGAAGCACAAAAGGAUCCCAGACACCACCCGCACCGCCGCCACGGACAACAGAACUCUCUGCCUGUGGAUUUGUCAUCAAUGAAUCACAAGAAAAGUGCCUCACAUACAUAAUGCAUGUGCUGUGUCUUCAGCUGGAGUUUCAGUGUUCCUCUUCCUGACUCAGAACACACACAUUACGCCCCCGUCAUCCUCACCACAGGUCACUCUUUUUCUCUGGAACACACAGUUACUGUCACGUCUCCGUCAGUCCGACCACACGUUUAGGUACGACACAUGUCAAAAGACCAACAAAGAUUUUAAGUCUUCUAAAGAUUAUACUGGAUAUUAUUUUUUGUGGAUUUAUAUUUUUUGUGGUCUGUAAACAUGUAAAGUUUAUAUAUAUAUAAAUGUAUAUAUGCCUGUAAACCGUGUGUGUCUUUAUUGCUGUCGAUGCAGGAUACAAUAAAAAUGCUUUGAAAGUUUA